AGCCCACAGUCAAAUCUGAAGCAAUCCAAAACCGGAAUGGGCAUAUCCCGACGCGGUGCCCCACCCUCUUCUCCCCUAGCUGCAUCUAAGCCCUCCACCGGCAGCCUGGAAGUCGACGGGGAAGUCGACAGCCUGACGACGGAUCCGCCUCCCUCCCUCCCUCCCUCCCUCCCUGCCCCUUUGCCCGUCAUCGAGCCCAGUGGUGGGCGCGUUAGUGUCAUGGCUUUCUACGUAGGCCAGAAUUUGGACUUGGUUUCGGUCGUGCAAGCCAAUUUUCUCUCCCAGCAAGGCUAUAAGAUGAGUGACGAUCUACUGCUGGUCCCCUUGGAGGACAAGGGGGAAAGAAAGCACAGUUCCCAGGAAGGGACGGUAUGGAAGAACGUCCAGAGCGCCUUGGUUGUCUUCAAGCACGGCUCGGUCGUGUUCUUCAACGUGCCGGACGGGGAGCAGGCCAAGUACUUGCACUCCUUGUCCCGGCACUGUGGGGAGGUUGUGCCUCAGUCGCACCGUUUCCGGGAGACGCUCGAGUGCUGGGUGCGCCCGUGGCAGGAGAAAUACCACGUGAUGGGCCAGGAUGUGGUGCAGUUGCGUGAACUCAACGAGGACUCGAUCAAGGUGCUGGCGGACGUAAUAGGGCAUUCCGUGGCGCUGAACUUCUACAACAAGAAAGCGGAUAGGAUGCUGGAGGACUUCCGGGUAUUGAACAACAGCGUGGAGGGCUCGGGCGUCUUCACGGAGAUGGACAAGAAGGAUCUGUUCAAGCUGGUGGCGUUGAACAACAAAAUUUUGACCGACGCCAUGUCCUCCGGGCUUCUAGAACAAUCGAAGCCGGCCUGGAACUUCAACCGGCUGGACGCGCUUUGGAACGACCUCAGGGAUGAGUUCAGCAUCGGGGAGCGGUUUGGCAAAGUCGAACACAAAAUCUCGCACGUGCAAAGCAACACAAAGUUUUUCCUGGAGGUCCUCAAUCACCAGAAAAGCAACAAAUUGGAAUGGAUCAUCAUUGUGCUGAUUGCGGCGGAAAUAGUUUUGUCUUGUAUAGACCUUUACCAUCAGAUUUUGGUCCAGUAAUAGGUGGUGCAAUAGAUUGGAAAAAAGAGAGCGCGCAGGAAAUGCGCCGCAAGAUCAUCGAAUUCACUGCAUUAAAUGCAUCAUUCUUUUUGUGGGAAAGGGUUUGCCUAAUUACAAGUCAACGUCUUAAAGAAAAUGUACAGUGCGAGCACGUUU
This is a messenger RNA of Nannochloropsis gaditana CCMP526, 1227 nucleotides long. RefSeq lists its product as uncharacterized. The record is from RefSeq and is a predicted model, not a curated record. The transcript has 3 exons. Bases 37 to 1071 code for a protein of 344 amino acids.